This is a messenger RNA of Ceratitis capitata (Mediterranean fruit fly), 3420 nucleotides long. RefSeq lists its product as uncharacterized. NCBI's taxonomy places the organism in Eukaryota, Metazoa, Arthropoda, Insecta, Diptera, Tephritidae. The transcript has 9 exons. Gene Ontology annotation, biological process: proteolysis. Gene Ontology annotation, molecular function: serine-type endopeptidase activity; protein binding. The record is from RefSeq and is a predicted model, not a curated record. Bases 1 to 3366 code for a protein of 1121 amino acids.
AUGGAAAAGUCUCAACUUUUGCAAUGUGACUGGGGUAAUGUGGGUGAUAUGGAGUACAAGAAGAGGAAACAAGUUUAUACCGUUAUAAAGCAGAGUAAACAGAAAUCUAGCGCCGAUAGCAAGAGCAGCGCAGCGGAAAAAUCUUCGAAAUCUGGCAGUGCCAAUGGCAAUGGCGUAAGCAACAACUGCAGUAAUAACAACAACAACAAUAACAGUAGUCGCGAUAAUAAUAAUAUUUGCGGUAAACACAUAACGAAUGGGAAGACAAAUUGGAAUGCCAAGGGCAUACAGUGCAAUCCCAAUGGGCAUCGCGAUUCGACAGGGAAUGGCUUGAGCGCACAAGCGCAGCCGCCGAAAGUCUUUCACAAUGCGCGUUGUGCGCGCCACCACAAACCACAUCACAAUCAUAGCCACCAGAGCGGCAAUGGCAACGGCAACGGCAACAGCAACAGCCACAACAACAGCAAUGGCAAUGGUAACGUAAACAGUGGUAACAACAACAACAGCAAUAGCAAUGGGAGCCUUGCGAAUGGCAUAACACCGAAUGGUCUAACCGACCUGUGUCACCAUCAAUUGGCCAACUCGCCACCCGCACACGGACAUGGACACAAUCACACGCACACCAAUGGUGGCGGCCAUCGGCGUAAAUCGGAAUCGGUGCUGUCCACAGACUCGGAUAUACGUUUUACACGUCGCAAGCUGGGCGAUAGUCAGAAGUGCGGUUGUGCGGUGAUAGCAGGCUUCCUAGUCGCCCUACUCGUGGCCGGCGCAUUCGUUUAUGUGGGAUACACUUACUUCCGCCCAGAGCCCUUGCCGGAUCGGACGUUCCGUGGCAAAUUUUUGGUUAUGAACGAUAAAUGGUCCAUGGAACUGGCAGAUCAGAAUUCCCUGAGAUUUAAUCAUAAAGCACGCGAUUUUCGUGAACGAAUUAAUUUAAUAGUGAAACGCUCGGAUUUGCGUGAGGCUUACGAGGGUAGCGAGAUCUUGGCAUUGGAUGGCACGGAGGACACCAAUGAGGUUGUCGUGCAUUUCAAUCUCAUUUUCGACCCGUACGCUGGUCUCGUGUCCACAGCGGACCUGUUGGCACUGUUCAGUGAGGAGAUAAACUCGCCAUAUCGCAAAUAUUUUGCCAAUAUGACCGUGGAUCCACAAAGUUUAAACAUCAAAGAGGUGACCGGUAUCAUUGAGGAGCCGGUUAUGUCCUCAUCACCUCUAGGUGGUGAAGAUGAGACGACGGAAAUCAUUACAACCACACCUAAGCCACCACGUCGUUGCGAGCCGCUCAAGUUGAACUAUUGUCGUUCGAUUGGUUAUAAUAUUACCACAUAUCCGAACUUCUUGGGCCAUCAUUCUUUUGAGGAGGUACAAGCUGAUGUAAUCGCAUUUCGUGAAUUGGUCGAUGCCGAGUGUUUUCGUGAAGCUUUCGAUUUUGUUUGUCGUUUAUUGCAACCUCCUUGCGAUACGCAUGGUUCAUUUGAGCCGACAGCUGGUGUGAUGUGUCGGGAAUAUUGUCAGCUCUUUAUGAAGGGUUGUGGUAGUCGUUUACCUGCUCGUUUCAAGCGUUAUUUCGAUUGUGAAACAUUCCCUGAAUCGACGGGUAUACAGAGUUGUCAUCACAAGCCACAUUGCGCGCAUGACUUGCAGAAUAAUGCUCAAAGUCCACGGUUGUGUGAUGGCAUCGUGGAUUGUCCGGAUUUUUCAGACGAACGUACCUGUACCUUCUGCACGGGCAACUCGCUGUAUUGUGGUAGGGGGAGAGCAUGUGUGGCUCGCAAGGCCCGUUGCGAUGGUAAAGCUGACUGCCCAGACGGAUCGGACGAGAAAGAUUGUCUUGCAAUAGCUCCAUUGGCAUCCGAUCUUUUAAAACCCGAGCCAAUGGUGUCCUAUUUACCUCGCUUUCACUCUGAAGGUUUCGCAGUGUUCUCCGAGAAGGGCGUUGUGGGAAAGCUAUGCGCUGAGGGUCUGGAGGAGGAUAGUAAAUUAAUAGUACGCCAAACUGUUGCGGAGUCUCUUUGCAAGUCACUGGGUUAUGAAUCUGUGGAGAUAUUUGAAGUCCGCAACGACACAGAACAAGUGGAGGAUUAUGUGCGCGUACUGGAUCCACACGCGCCCGAGAUAUCUUUUAUACGGACGCAUUGCCAGAAACGGCAGGUGCUCUAUGUGGGCUGCGGUGAGUUACAGUGUGGUGUGCAGUCGGUUCUCUCGCCCAAGCAACAUCUAUCACUACCAAAGAUGUCUUCUCCUGGUGAUUGGCCUUGGCUGGUGGCGCUCUAUCGUGAGGACAUACAUGUUUGUGAUGGCACAUUGAUUUCACGUGAUUGGGUACUGACCACAGAGUCUUGCUUUCAAGGACAACCACGCGCCACAUGGAUGGCCAUCUUCGGUUCGGUGCGGCUCUCCUCCAGUGCGCCAUGGACGCAGCGUCGUCGCAUAAUUGGUUUGAUAAAGAGCCCUGUGGAGGGCUCUACAGCAGCUUUAAUUCGCCUUGAGACGCCAGUGAAUUUCUCAGAUCAUGUACGACCAAUUUGCCUGCCUGAUGAACUCAAACGCAAACAGGAGCAACAAGCGAAACGGCGCGCUUUUGUGCCAAAGGCGGAACGUCUAGAAGGCAAACGACCAGCGCCGGUAGUACCACCUACACCCAGCGCCAUUCAACGUCGGCUCGCAAAAGAAUCUCAACAAUUCUUUGUUUCGCCCGCGGUGGAACUGGAUGCAACAGACAUGCACAGCAGUAGUAGUAGUAGUACAGAGAGUAGAGAGGAAUACUCACGUUACGAGUUUGAUCCCUCCCAGGCGGCUGCCUCACAAAUGCCACAUGCCGAGGCGCUUAUGCAGACGAUGGAGCAAAAAUUCAGUGAAUACCCGCUGCCUAAGAGUGCACCACAAGUGAAUUACUAUGGUGGUUCAUCAGCUGGCCGAUACGCACCUAUGCCUGUGUCUGCAGGUGGUACUGUAGGUGCUGUUGGCCGUACACCAAUUGGCGCGGGGGUACAUAAAGUAGCCGUAGCACCGCCUAAAGUUGAAGAGAUCUGGACAAAUUGUAAUACGCUUGGCUGGUCCAGGCAGCGCGAUCAGCUACAACGCGUUCAGUUGAAGAUUGGUGAUAUGGCGCCGUGCGAGAACAUCUCAAUUGCGACAGUAAAUAGCAUGUGCACCGAGGCGACGUAUCAGAAGCACGAUUGCACGCAAGAGGAGUUCUCUGGUGCGCCCGUACAAUGUCUCAUACCAGGCACAAAUCAGUGGGCUUUACUCGGUGUAUCAUCAUGGCGUAUAGCAUGUGGACCAAGUGGAGUUGAACGACCCAGAAUGUAUGAUAAGAUCACAUCAAAUGCCGCAUGGAUAAGGGAAAUAUUAAGUGCAGCGUAGGCAUGAGGCAGUGAAGACACAAAAGCAAAAAGCAAAAAGCAAAAAAAAAAAAAA